UGUAGCGUAUGAGCAUCAUAUGCCGAACAUUUCCGCAAAAGUUUGGUUGUGUCAGAUGCAAUCGUGCACAACAGAUUCUGGGUAUGUUCACCUCCUAGUAAAACAUCAUGGAAAGGCAUUCUUUCCAUCUUGCCUAGGUGAUGAUAUCUCAAUACUGGAUUAUGAUGAAACAUCAGAGUGUUAUUAUUUCACUAAUGCAGUGAAUGCAAAAAUGCUACGCAAUUUCGGUUCAUAUGGUUUGUCCUCUGGUGUCGACAUUUUGGGACCGUGCCUGGCCCUCUCAGAAGUGAAUGAAGAUAUGAACUUGAACAUGGUUGUAGGAAUGAAGUGUUCCGAAUGGCCGUCAGUGGCUGCCGAAUGGAUAUCGCGAGAAAGAUCGAACGGAUGGCCACCAAGAGGGUUUAUAGAUCAACAAAUUAUGCGUGGUUGUCACGUAGUUCCUGUUGGUUGCAAGGGAUGCGAACAAACACAUCGAGACUGGAGAAUUUCGUUUGCACAUGUGGAACAAGAAAUAGUCCACAACAUGACCGCAAACCAAAUGAAAUGCUUCAUAUUGCUGAGACAGUUGAAGAAAUUCUUUUUCAAAGUCAAAAUACCAGACGUUAUAACUUCCUACAUCAUCAAGACAACACUGUUCUGGACUAUAGAGCAAUCAUCUCCAGAACUUUGGCAACCGCACAAACUCUCUACAGCAGUUAAAGUUUGCCUGAACAAGUUAAUCUUGUUCGUACAGAAUGACUUCUGUCCACAUUACUUCAUCAGAACAUGUAACCUGCUUUUUGGAAGAUAUUCUCUAGAGAAUAAGAGUAAUGUCUUGCAAACUUGUUUGGAAGCCAGACGUAAUCAAAUGAAAAUUUUGUGCGAAACUCCCCCGUUCGCAAAAGCCUUAUCUCUCCGACACCGGGGCGAGCAGCUUUCCAAACAAAGGGCUGGUCAGUUGAAAUCAGACGCAGAUGAAUGGUCUGAGGCAAAAUUUCAUUCCACUGAUGUAAAACGCAUCUUAGAAGACCUACUGCAAGACGAGUUGCGACAGAUAUUAUCAACAAAAGACACCACACUUAAGUUAGAGGAAUAUUGUAUACGUGUUAGACAGCAAAUUGACGACUCCUGUUUUAAAAGCAGACAAAGAUGUAAACAAGAAAUGAGGAAAUGCCGAAAGCUCAUACAUGACGUCACAGAACGGUUACUCCACAUAUGUUGGCUGGGACCGGCAAACCGGGAGGAAUUACUUGACGUCUCUGCAUUUCUUAACGAUGAAGAGGACGUGAACAACAUCUCCAACACCUGUCACGUGCUCAUGUUGACUGAAGACUAUUCCAGGUGUCAUGAUAUACUUGGGAAGUUCAUCACAGCUCAAAAACGAAAAGAUUAUAGAAGACUGCUGAAAUUAGAAUACUAUCCAAAAGAACUCCAAGUGAAAAGAGAAGACAUCAACCGGCAUAUCAUUGGCGCCGGCGAAGAACUACUUAACAUCUCAGAUUUAAUAUUUCUACAAAUAGAAGAGAACACUCUUCCUACUCCACUUCAAACUGAAUUCUGUCAGAUUGUGAUAGGCCAUCCGGAAGUUGAUGCAGUGCCCGAAGAUAGACCAACCGUCGUUGUAGAUCCACUCGUUUACAUCUGUUUCUUGAGGUUCUGGUGCAGCAUGAAGAUGGACCAAAAUAUUGAGAAGCUGAAGGCCCGGGAUGAUAUGGCGUGGUGCUGUGGUGUUUGUACCAUAUCACAGAAAUCAGUGGCCCUGAAUCUACUGGCGUUUUGUCAUUGUCAGCUCGAAGAGUACGAAGGGGCCUUUGAAGCGCUUUGUCGAGCAUUCAGAGAGAAACCUGCAAAGUGUUCCACACUUGUGCAUAUCGCAUGUUUGAUAAAUAAUAGACUAUUAUAGCCAUUUGACAAAUAUAACGACGAUAAUGCGUAAAUGAAGAUAUUGACAUUUGCACGGCAGGUUCACAAUAUGACGUAGGAAGAAACAUCAUGAUGACGAUUGCUGGUGAUGAUGAUGGUGA
Ylistrum balloti is the source of this 2003-nucleotide messenger RNA. RefSeq lists its product as uncharacterized. The transcript has a single exon. NCBI's taxonomy places the organism in Eukaryota, Metazoa, Mollusca, Bivalvia, Pectinida, Pectinidae. The record is from RefSeq and is a predicted model, not a curated record. Bases 20 to 1882 code for a protein of 620 amino acids.